Molecule: messenger RNA, 3058 nt
Organism: Octopus sinensis (East Asian common octopus)
Lineage: Eukaryota; Metazoa; Mollusca; Cephalopoda; Octopoda; Octopodidae
Product: aquaporin-4-like
Exons: 2
Coding region: 709-1383 (224 amino acids)
Biological process (GO): transmembrane transport
Cellular component (GO): plasma membrane
Molecular function (GO): water channel activity
Source: RefSeq, a predicted model, not a curated record
AGAAGAAGAAGAAACAAUAGAGAGAAGGGUCAAAUACAACAGCGUCAUCACCAUCAUCAUCAUCGUCGUCAACAACAAGAACGACGACAACAACAGCAAUACCAUCAACAACAGUAGUAACACCAUCAUCAUCGGCAGCAGCAACAGUACAGCAGCAGCAAUAAGAGAGGCAUUAAAAGCAGUAACACCAGCGUCAGUUGUAACAGCAUCGAUAAAAUCCCAAUCAAAAACAUCAACACAACCAUAACCGCCAACACCAGCGCCCCCACCAUCGAUAUAUAUUCAUCAUUAUCGUAAUCGUCCUCGUCGUCGUCAUCAUCAUCACGAUCAUCGUCGCCGUCGUCGCCAUCAUCAUCAUCAUCAUCAUCACCAUCACAUUCAUCAUUGUCAUCAUCAUGCAUCACUCUCACCCGCAGCUGCCAAACGAUCAUCCGUAGCAGCAACGAGGAAUACGCAACCAGAACAACAUAAACAACAGCAGCGGUAGCAGCAGUAGCAGCGGCAGCAGCAACGCCAACAAGAAAAAAUAAAACACCAACACAACAACAACAACAACAGUGACAACAACAAUAACACCGCUAGAAGUAUAAUAAUCAGAAACGAAAAAAAGGAAAAACAGAAAAGAAAUAGAAAACAGCUACAAUAACGGCAGAGGCAACGUUAACCGCAUCAUCAGCAUCAAUUGUUGAUUUCAGUACAGCUUCAGCUAUGACCGAAACUCCGUUCCGAAGCAAGCUGAUGUCUCUUAAGGAGGACUUAAAGAGUCACAGUUUUUGGAAGGCUAUCCGCUGUGAAUUCCUUACUACUUUGCUUUAUACUUUCAUCGGAUGUGGUUCUUGGACGUUAUGGAGACAAGAAGAGAAACGACAGAUCAUGGAUGAGAGACGGCUCAUCGAAUACGAAUUGAAAAUAGCACUCACUUUCGGACUGGCCACCGCCACGUUGGUCCAGUGUGUGGGACAUAUCAGCGGUGCUCACCUGAAUCCGGCCGUUACUAUAGCAAUGCUAGUCACGCGAAACGUCAAUGUGUUAAGGGCAAUUUUUUAUAUCACAGCACAAUACGCCGGUGCCAUUACAGGCGCUGGUAUUUUAUACGGAUUAACCCCACAUGAGGCGCACGGCCAACUAGGGGUUACAACGGUUCAUGCCGAAACACAAAGGUCAAGCUUUUGGUAUAGAAUUUAUGAUAACGUUUAUUAUGGUAUUUACGUUUUUUUUGCUAACCUUGACCCCAAACGUUCAGAUAUGGGCUCACGAUCACUUUCUAUCUACUCUUGGACAAUUAUUUGCCGUAAGUCUGCCUAUACAUUAUUAAUCUUCUUUCCGGAUUAUCUGUUACACUUGGACAAUUAUUUGCUAUCAUUAAAUUGGAAUGUCAAGUGAACAAAACCGAGUAUUUUCGAUACCAUUUGCUUUUUGCAUUUAAUCGAGGUGUUAAGGCCACAGAAGCUGCUCGUGUGAUUUGAGCUGUCUAUGGAGAAGGAGCUGUGCUUCAAUAUGCCGCCUGCCUUUGUUUUUCGCACUUCAAAAAUAGGAGUUUUCACCUCAAAGAAUUAUCACACACCAGUUAACCAACUGAGUUCGAUGAAGUGCGAUUGAAUCAACUUCACGAAAAUGCGCGUAAAACGAUCGGAGAAUUAGAAGUGUAGAUGGAUUGAGAUAAAAAGACUGUGAUGAACCAUCUUCACUCAGUCGGUAAGGUUCAGAAACUUGGCGCUUGGAUACCACACACUUUGAGCGAAAAUAACUAAAAUCAACGCUCCACAAUCACCAACAGUUUGCUCGCCCGAUAUCGCUCAACACAUAGUCACAAACAACUCCAAGAGCAAAACAAGACCUUCACCCACUAAAGAGUAUGUUGUGUGUAUGGUGGGUCUGGGAAGGAGGCAUAAUAAAUUACGAACUGCUUGAGCGCAACCAAACACUCAAUGCAGAGCUCUACAUUCAACAACUACACCGGCUCAACAAAGUAAUUCAGCAAAAACGACCGAAUAGGUGAAAUGGCGUUCUUCUGCAAGACGACAACGUUUGAAAAACGCUCAUGAAUUAUUUCUCAACACAAUAUAUUUACUCUGAUGCCUCACAUCCUGGAUGAUUCAUUUUGAAGACACUUCUACCGCUCUUGAGAAGUAUGCACUACUUAUUCUCAUUCAUUGAUAACGGUGUCACACAUGUUAUUUUUCAAAUCUCUCUGUUAGAAAAGAUGAUUACAUCUCAGAGAAUAGUAGAGUUAUUUUCAGUGACUAUGCUUUACUGAUGAUAGUACCAUUUCGCAGUCAUUUUCAUCUUAUAAUUAGUACAUAAUUUCUAGUACAGAAACGCCACUACUUUGAUGUGUCUGUGAAUGUACUUGGCUUUCGCCAAUUCCAUGCGCCCAGUGGCAAUACGCAUAACGAUUUCUUCGUAUUUUCCACAAAUUCUGCACCAUGCUCUGUUCCAUAGUUGAUGAGGUAAGUGAUGAAGAGUGAAUAACAUGUUGUAACGAAGAGUGAAAAUUAGACGACAUCUAUAUGCAGUCAGUUGACAGAAUGUUAAUAAAGAGUUUGACAGCACUCGUUAAUUUACACAAAGAAGCCGAAUACAGUAAAUUGGAAUAAUCUACGCGACUAAAAAAGCAAAACUAAAACAAAGAUAAUAUUUUAAUGAGAACCUUGAUUUUACCAAUUUCAGCUCGAGUAGUGGGAGCAGAGGGAUAGAGAUAUGAUGUGAGCCAGACUAGUAAGUUCUCCCUGAUAUAUGUGAGCAAGGGGCUUCAAAAAUGUUUUCCAUUAUUUUAGGAUUAUCAUUAUAUAUUGUUUCAUAUCAGUGUAGCUUCAAAUAAUUUUAUGAUUGUUCCAUGUCGUUUACAAAAUUUUUAACCCAACUAUUCUAUAAUGUCUUCACCCGUUCACUAUUUUUUACAAAAGUCUGUCGAACUACUUGUAUUGUAAAUCCCCACCUUUGUAAUGUUUAUUGCAUGUACGUACGAGCCUUUUGUGUUUUAUAAACAGUCGUCAUCAUCAAUCUUGUUGUUGAUGCUUUUACAACUCUUGUUGCCAUUCUUUUCUACUUUAGGUAC